Thunnus maccoyii (southern bluefin tuna) is the source of this 3848-nucleotide messenger RNA. Its product is annotated as pre-B-cell leukemia transcription factor 3-like. The transcript has 10 exons. The record is from RefSeq and is a predicted model, not a curated record. Gene Ontology annotation, biological process: regulation of transcription by RNA polymerase II; neuron development; animal organ morphogenesis. The coding region runs from base 115 to 1203 and encodes 362 amino acids. Gene Ontology annotation, molecular function: DNA-binding transcription factor activity, RNA polymerase II-specific; RNA polymerase II cis-regulatory region sequence-specific DNA binding. Gene Ontology annotation, cellular component: nucleus. NCBI's taxonomy places the organism in Eukaryota, Metazoa, Chordata, Actinopteri, Scombriformes, Scombridae.
GGGACCCUGGGUCUGGCUCCUUUUCGAACCCAUGUAUCUGGCUGGACUGGGACAGCCACCAGAGGUCUGAGUAUCCGUGGAGCCCAGGAAAUUGAGUCUCCAGAUGCCCAGCUGAUGAGGCUGGAUAACAUGCUGCUGGCAGAAGGGGUGGCUGGUCCAGAGAAGGGGGGUGGAGCAGCAGUGGCUGCAGCCGCAGCAGCUGCAGCAGGCGGUGUAACUGAUAACUCCAUCGAACACUCCGACUACAGGGCCAAGCUGACACAGAUCAGACAGAUAUAUCACACAGAGCUAGAGAAAUAUGAACAGGCCUGCAAUGAGUUCACCACCCAUGUAAUGAACCUGCUGAGAGAGCAGUCACGGACGCGACCCAUCUCACCAAAAGAGAUCGAGCGCAUGGUGAGCAUCAUUCACAGCAAGUUCAGCUCCAUCCAAAUGCAGCUCAAGCAGAGCACUUGUGAGGCUGUCAUGAUCCUGCGCUCCAGGUUCCUGGAUGCCAGACGGAAAAGGCGGAACUUCAGCAAGCAGGCCACAGAAAUCCUGAAUGAAUAUUUUUAUUCACACCUGAGCAACCCAUACCCCAGUGAGGAGGCCAAAGAGGAGCUGGCUAAAAAGUGCAGUAUCACUGUUUCCCAGGGCGUGGGAAGCACCAUCACAGUGUCACAGGUUUCUAACUGGUUUGGGAACAAGAGGAUCCGGUAUAAGAAGAACAUUGGCAAGUUCCAGGAGGAGGCCAAUCUGUAUGCAGCAAAGACAGCAGUGACAGCAGCCCAGGCAGCAGCAGCUGCUGUCCACAACAGUCAAGAUAACUCUCCUACCACACCAAACUCAGGCUUCCAAAUGAAAGACGAGGAUUUCCAGCUAGAUGCUGCUGACAGCAAAAACUCCCUGUUAACCAGCAUGUUCUCUGGUUCUCCUGGUUCUUUUAACCUCUCAAACUCAGGGGACAUGUUCAUGAGCAUGCAGAGUGUUAAUGGGGCCUCUUACCUGGGGGCUCAGGUUGGAGCCAAUGUGCAGUCCCAGGUGGAUACCAGACACCAUGCUAUCAGUCAGACAGGAUUCAGUGAUGGCCUCCGACAUCCCCUGUACAAUUCGCAUGGCCUCAAUGUUAAUGGGAGCUGGCAUGACGCCUCCAGACCUCCUUCAGUGACCUCCCCUAACGAGGGGCCAGCCAGUGCACACUCAAAUACAGAUACCUCAAACUGACCUCUCCAACCUCAGCACAGUGUUACCAUGGAACUGUCAUCCUUUAACUCCCACAACUCAACCACACAUAUCCAGUGGAACCAGUCGACGCUGGGCAUUUUAGUACUGGUGUUCUCUGGAUGGAUCAGAGGAUGUUUUUGAAAGUACACUGACUCAAUAGACUACAAAAACAAAUUUCAUUUCCAUUUUGAAUGAAGGACUGAGGUGAGGAGUGAGUUUCGAUCCAAAGGAAGUUAUGUAAAGCCUCUCACUUUUCUCACCCCAUGCAUUGACUUGCACUUUGUCCACAACACCACACACAGCACAUAGUAUGUACUGAGAUGGCACAGCAAUACAGAGUGCAUUACUCUACACUAAAUAAAUAUUUUAGCAGGAUAUUUGUUUCAUGGUGAACAAUUUGACAUGAUGACAUCAGAUGGCAGGUUUUUCUUCAAAUUUCUUCAAAUUAAUUUUACACAAUAUUAAUAUAAAAAUGUGCACAUUCAGCACUGUGCAUUGUAAAAACCAUUGAGGAGAUUUGUGUCUGGCAAAAGCUAGACCUAAGGGAACAGUUAGACAUUUGUCUGACAGCUGUUUGCUAUAAGAAGGCAGAUAGAUAAAUAAGACAAUUAAGACAGAAGUGAACUCAGUCUGCUCAUUUAAAUCUGGGAAGACAGCAAAUAGCAGCAAAAAGUUUUUCUUCCAAAAUAUUGGAUUGUUCUUUUAAAAAAUGCUGAGCUACAAUUGCAAAAAAAAUCAAAUAACAAUUUUCGUAAAUAGAAAAACUAAAUCCCUGCCCACACCCACCCUAUCAAACUUCUUCACUUACUCUAAACACUAGCAUACUACCUCUUCUCCACUUUUACACUAGACUUAAGUCUUGUGAUAUUCUGUAUUUUUCUUAAUACUUUGAACAAAUCCCAUGUGUAGAUCCAACUGCAUUAAUUAAUGAAUUAAUGAAUUUGAAAACAUCUUACAGUCUUCUGCCUGUAUGAGAAUAACAAAAUGAGGGGGUGGUGGAAUGCUCCACUGCGUUGUUAUUAACGUCAUGUCUCUGGCAGUGGAGAGCAGCGUCUCUGCUGCACUGUUAGCUCCGGAGAAAAACAUCACUGCCCAAGACGGUGCACAGGUGCAGGGUCUCUGAGGUGAAACAGACUGAGCAUGAGUUAUUUUCUUCACCUCAGUUGGUUUAAGUUGUUUAAUGCUACAGUGUGUGUUUGGUCAGCUGGUCUCGUUUCUUACUGCUGGAGUUCGCUGCUCCACUCUGCUAACGUUAGUGUAGAAAGUUCGCAAUAUACUUCACGUUCAUCUUGCAAAGGUAAUUAUUUAGUCAUUAAUUGCAAAAGAUGCUUGCAACAGCUGCAUUGUUUGAAGAUGAACUACUAAAAAACUCUUUUAUGUUUCAUCAAUAUCACUCAACGGAAUUUUCAACAAAGGCGGUGGCCAGUAAUACAAAGGUGGCCUGCCUUUGAGUUACAUAGGCAGUUAAAACCCUGUUCAUUAUCAUGAACACACACACACACACACACACACACUCUAGUUUAUUUUGACUCAAUUCCAUACACACUAUCCUGCUGCCAAAAAUACUCAGAUUCAUCCACCACUGGAAAUAGUCCCCAACAAAUGCACUAUUUAAAAAAUAUAUCUAUAUAUUUCUUGAGCUGUUGUUAAAGAUUUACAUCUUUGGUAGAAACCAAUGGGCUCUCCACACACAGGGUAGCAAAAUCAUACAGUAUUGAGAGACAAACUGAUGUUAGUUUGAGUCUUUUCAUGGGAUUUGUUGAUAAUAAAAAAAAAUAGAAUAACAACAGCAUUAUAUUAAAACUCCACUAAGCUGAUGUCUUGCAAAAGUUCAGUUUGGCAAAAAUGGUUGCAUUAUCGCAAUGUGACAAAAAGCCUAAUAUUGAUGUUUAAAUGACAUGGGCUUACUGGUAAAUUUAGCCACAUCAGCAAACUUAAAGGAUUAUUCUAGUUUAUUACAGUGUAGGCUUAUUUUUCCAGUUUUGCCCAUCAUUCUUAUCAUUAACAAUAACUUUGUACUCAACAAGUUCCUUGCUAAGAUCGUUCACAGAUCUCAGCAAUUAUUUUGGGACAUUACUAAUUAACUUGAAUGAUCCUUUAAGGCCAAUACAGGAUAUGCCUGUGUUCAUCUGCAGAGUUAAACACAUCAGUCAAAUGAAUGCAUAUAAAUUCCAAGGAAGGAUCUCAAAAGGCAAACUAAAUGUAAAUAUCUCUCAUUUUAAUCAUUAAAUUCAGUCUUUGACAGGUUUUUACUCCAGAGAAAGUGGCUGGCUUUUAUUUAAAUUCAUGUUUUGUUUCUGUAGUUUAAUAUCAGUAGUGAAGAGUCAAACUGUUGUAAAUACUGAGGAACAUUUUGAAUGUUGCUGAGUUUUUGUACCUCUUUAAUAUAUGAACUAAACCCCAAAGUUUCGCUAUCCACACAUAUAUUCGGUUUCUGUUUGUCUCCUUCUGUCUGUUUGUCGUCUUUUUUUCCUUCCAGUUCAUUUUUUUUAAUGUAAAUCAUUUUGAGGUAAAUAAUUGUGGCUGUAUUCAAGUAAAUAUGUUUUGUCUUAAUUGUUUAACCUGUUAUGUGGUUAAUAACCAAACAGAGUCCUCUGUGUUAGUCAGUAUGUAUUUUCAAACAUAAAAUAAACUUUUGCUUAAAG